Molecule: messenger RNA, 1596 nt
Organism: Prunus avium (sweet cherry)
Lineage: Eukaryota; Viridiplantae; Streptophyta; Magnoliopsida; Rosales; Rosaceae
Biological process (GO): positive regulation of DNA-templated transcription
Cellular component (GO): nucleus
Molecular function (GO): sequence-specific DNA binding; DNA-binding transcription factor activity, RNA polymerase II-specific
Source: RefSeq, a predicted model, not a curated record
CUUCAGAGAAAGAAACUCUCUGUCUGCAUCUCUCUCUCUCUCUCUCUCUCUCUCUCUCUCUCUCGCUCUGCCUCUGAGACUUCCAAAUAUAAAGAACUGCUUUCUUCUCCACUCUUUCUCUACCAUCUUCAACCUCAAGACCAUCUCCUUCCUCUUCUUCUGAGUGAUGGGGGUGAGCAGCCGCUGUUCUCACACUUCCCACAUCACAGAAAUCAUCAUCACCAGCUUCUUCCGCCACAAAGCGUGAUUCUUUGCCUCAAACCCGAGCUUCUGAUCGCCAUCAAAACCAGGCGGUGAUGUCAGCUUGAACAAUUUAACAAACGCGAACUAAACAAUACUAAUUCAUCGGAGUGUUCAGAAGAGUAACAUGGCCGGUGGUAGGGUCUAUAGCGGUGGUGCUUCUUCGUCCAGCUUAAGUGUUUUGCUUCAGAAUCAGAGGGGCCCUUGUGCUUCUGAGCCUCUUGAUUCUCUGUUCCUUUCUGGGUCUUCUAAUUCUUCCUCUGCUUCUCCUUUUCUGGGUUCAAGAUCUAUGGUGAGUUUCGAAGAUGUUCGUGGAGGAAAUGGAUCGAAUAGGUCAUUGUUCCACCAGUAUGAGCACGAAGACAAUGGGGACGACGACUUGGAUGAGUAUUUCCAUCAACCUGGAAAGAAGAGGCGGCUAACUGUUGACCAAGUCCAGUUUCUUGAGAAAAGCUUUGACAUGGAGAACAAGCUUGAACCGGAAAGGAAAAUCCUUCUCGCAAAGGACCUUGGCUUGCAGCCUAGGCAAGUUGCAAUAUGGUUCCAGAACCGCCGGGCAAGGUGGAAAAAUAAACAGCUGGAGAAGGAUUACGAGGUUUUGCAAGCCAACUACAAUAGUCUCAAAGCUGAUUGUGAGAGCCUUGCUGAAGAAAAUGAUAAACUAAAGGCUGAGGUUCUUGUUCUCUCAGGAAAGCUGCUCCACAAAGAGAAAGAGAGUGAAACCUCGGAACUCUCUGAUACCAACAAAGUGUCUCAAGAGCCACCGCAGAAUCCAACAGCCGAUUCGCUCUCAGAGUGUGAAGUAUCGAAAGUCUCAGCUGUGGCCUCUAAGCAGGAAGAUCUCAGUUCAGGCAAGAGUGAUAUAUUUGAUUCAGAUAGCCCACAUUACACUGAUGGGGUUCAUUCUUCAAUAUUGGAGCCUGGAGAUUCUUCAUAUGUUUUUGAACCUGACCAGUCAGACCUUUCCCAAGAUGAAGAAGAUAACUUGAGCAAAAGCCUGUUGCCUCCAUACAUCUUCCCAUAGCUCGAAGAUGUUGAUUACUCUGACACGCCUGCAAAUUCAUGUCAUUUCGGAUUCCCAGUGGAAGAUCAUGCCCUUUGGUCCUGGUCUUACUAAGUUUUCUUUGGCAAAUUCAAAUCCAGGGUCAUUGUCUCCUUGUUUAAAGUAUAUGGCAUAGAAGUGAGAAUAAGUCCAAGCAAUGGCACCCCGAUCCGGAUGUGGUGGUGGGAUUAGGUUUCAAUGCAAACGAUGGUGGUAUUUGCCCCAUUUGUAAUUCUGUUUUUGUUGGGGUUCUUUGUGUUUAAUGGACCAUUUUUGUUUGGAAUGUAAUUAAAUAAAAUUCUCAUGUUAAGGAA